Trichomycterus rosablanca is the source of this 1253-nucleotide messenger RNA. It is a transcript of the gene pipox, whose product is annotated as pipecolic acid oxidase. The coding region runs from base 11 to 1171 and encodes 386 amino acids. Gene Ontology annotation, cellular component: peroxisome. The record is from RefSeq and is a predicted model, not a curated record. The transcript has 8 exons. Lineage: Eukaryota; Metazoa; Chordata; Actinopteri; Siluriformes; Trichomycteridae. Gene Ontology annotation, molecular function: sarcosine oxidase activity; L-pipecolate oxidase activity; flavin adenine dinucleotide binding.
GCUGCAGUCAAUGUGCAACAUGGUGUAUGACUGUGUAGUUAUAGGAGCAGGGAUCCAGGGAUCCUGUACGGCCUACCACCUGGCCAAAAAUAACAAGAAAACUCUUUUGCUGGAGCAGUUUCUCCUGCCACACUCCCGUGGAAGCUCUCAUGGCCAGACACGUAUCAUUCGCAAAGCUUAUGAGGAAGAUUUCUAUGUACACAUGAUGGAGGAGAGCUAUAAACUCUGGGAACAGCUUGAAAAAGAGGCAGGAGUGAAACUUCACAGCCAGACAGGUCUGCUGGUGAUGGGACCAGAGAAUGGAAAGGACUUCCAGCUUAUAAAAAACUCAGUGCAAAAGAACAAAGUUCCCACUGUGAUGCUGGAGAGAAAUGAAUUUAGCCAGCACAUUCCCAACGUUAACCUAACGAAUGAUAAUGCAGCACUUGUGGAUAUUACUGCCGGAGUUUUGUAUGCAGAUCGAGCACUUAAAGCUGUUCAGAGGCUUUUCCAGUCACAUGGAGGUGUGAUAAAAGAUGGUGAGGAAGUGAUCAGUAUUGAGCCUUGCUCAACAGUUACAGUGACAACAGCAAAUGGCGUAUACCAAGCAAAAAGCCUGGUGAUCACAGCAGGUCCCUGGGCCAACAAACUACUCUCCCACAUCGGACUUCAGCUUCCGCUGCAGGUGCAGAAGAUAAAUGUGUGCUACUGGAAAGAAAAGGUUCCAGGCACCUACAGCAUUAGCAAUCGGUUUCCCUGCUUCAUCCAGCUGCAGCCAAAAGAGGCAGAACAUGAUAUUUAUGGCCUUCCAUCUAAUGAAUAUCCAGGACUGAUGAAGGUUUGCUACCACAUGGGCAGUGAGACGGAGCCAGAUGAGAGAGACAGGCAGACGGACAAAAGUGAUGUGGAUGCGGUGUCCCGCUACAUCAGCCGAUGCUUCCCAGGCCUUAUACCUGUACCUGCUGUGCUGGAGAGCUGCAUGUACACUAGCACGCCUGAUCAGAACUUUGUCCUGGACCGUCACCCAACUUACAACAACAUUGUGAUCGGAGCUGGAUUCUCAGGUCACGGUUUCAAGUUUGGCCCAGUCGUGGGGAAAGUGCUGUGUGAGCUGAGCAUGGGACAAAAACCCUCAUAUGAUCUUUCACCUUUUAGCAUCCAUCGCUUCCAGGUUCACAAAUCUGCUCUGUAACAUCAUUCUCAUCAUUCUCAUCAAGUUUGAUGUCCCAGAAAAUACAAUUCAAAUGAUGAACAAAUAAAGACAAAUAAAAUUC